AUGGGAUUUCACUUUCAGCAGUACAUCGCCAUGGCUGGCCGCGCCAUCAACCCAGUGCAGUGGACGCGCGCAUGGCGGCGCAUGGAGGGAAAAUCGGCGACGGAAGUUUACCGCGACGCCCUUGCGUGGACGAACAACCAGGUCGCGCAGAUCUCCCGCGCGUCCCAGUACCGCGCCUGGUGGUGGCAAAACCCACUCGGAAUGGGACUCGUCCUCUACGGCACCUACAAGGCAUGGCACAUGAUCUACAUGGUUCGCAAGCAAAAGAAAACGGCGCAGUUGGUGGCGGCGGCGUACGGCCAGGGCGGCCAGUGGCUCAAUCCCGUUCCCCGAUAA
This is a messenger RNA of Toxoplasma gondii ME49, 336 nucleotides long. RefSeq lists its product as hypothetical. NCBI's taxonomy places the organism in Eukaryota, Apicomplexa, Conoidasida, Eucoccidiorida, Sarcocystidae. Bases 1 to 336 code for a protein of 111 amino acids. The record is from RefSeq and is a predicted model, not a curated record. The transcript is spliced from 3 exons.